UUAUUUAAAAUAAACAAAUGAAAUACUGCCAAAGCCAAGAGGCGUGAGUGACCGUGAAAAGCGUCAAUUGGCGGGCCAAAAGCUGUAGCAGCGGUUAAAGUAGACCGCCCAGCCGAGCAAGGACGGUAUUAACGGUCACUUUUCCGGCUCCCGUGAAAACCAAAAUACCAGUUCAGUUUGCAGACUUAAGUUCCAUAAACAAUGUCCGCAACACUAUCAUACAACUACUGCUUCUACGACUCCACAGUUCCAAGGAACAACAAAAACCUUACAGCGAAACGAGCUGCGAAGCUCAAACUGGACGAAGAUUCAGUCUUCGUAACCAACCCAAGAAUUUCUAAAUCGCUUCGAAGACAUAGAAACCCAUCGAAGAAUCUACCGGCUUCAACUGGGCCGCCCCAAGAUUUCUCUCUCGCACGGGCUCUUCGCUAUUAUGUGGAUUCUGGGAACAUGGAAAAUGCAGUCUGCGUCUUCGAGAGGAUGAACCAUUCUGAUCCGUAUUGCUGGAAUGUUUUGAUCAGAGGAUUCACCGAUAACGGGUUGUUUCGAGAGGCCAUUGGUUUUUACCGUAGGAUGGAAAGCGAAGGUGUUCGAGCUGAUAAGUUCACACCCACUAUCGUAAUCAAGGCGUGUGGUGGGUCAUUGUCGUUUUGUGAAGGACAGAAAGUUCAUGGAAAUUUGUUUAAAGUUGGGUUGGAUUUGGAUGUUUGUGUGUGCAAUUCGCUUAUUUCUAUGUAUUCGAAGCUUGGGUAUAUUGAGUAUGCAGUGAGAGUGUUUGAAGAAAUGCCCAUAAGGGACCAGGUCUCUUGGAAUUCAAUGAUUAGUGGGUAUGCUGCUGUGGGGGAUGGGUGGAACUCGUUGGUAUGUUUCUUGGACAUGCAGGCACUUGGUAUGAAGCCUGAUAGGUUCAGCAUAAUCAGUGCUCUUAAUGCUUGUUCUGUAGAGUGCUUUGUGCGAUGCGGAAUGGAGGUUCAUUGCCAGGUUCUGAAAUUUGGGUUUGAAUUGGAUGUCAUGGUUCAAACCUCACUGCUUGACAUGUAUAACAAAUGUGGUCACAUGGAUUAUGCAGAGAGACUGUUUGAUAAGAUUAACCCCAAGAAUACUGUGGCUUGGAAUGCGAUGAUCGGUGGGUAUGUUCUAAAUGAGCAGCCCUGUAAAUCAUUUGCUUGCUUUAGAAAAAUGCUAGAAGAGGAUAACGUGAACCCUGAUGCUAUCACGAUGAUAAAUUUGCUUCCCUCCUGUGCACAGCUAGGAGCUCUGUUGGGGGGUAAAUCCAUUCAUGCAUAUGCCAUUAGAAAAGGGUUUCUCCCUCAUGUUGUAUUGGAAACUGCUCUGGUCGAUUUAUAUGGAUCUUGUGGCAAGCCAAAAAUGGCAGAACGUAUAUUUGGUGAAAUGGCAGAAAAAAGUGUGAUAACAUGGAAUGCAAUGAUUGCUGCAAAUGUACAAAAUGAACUGAAUAUGGAAGCCAUGGAACUAUUUCAAGACCUUUUGAAUAAGCCUCUUAAGCCAGAUGCUAUUACAAUUGCAAGCAUCCUACCUGCCUAUUCUGAAGUAGCACCAUUGAGGGAAGGGAAGCAAAUUCAUGGUUAUAUAAUAAAAUCGCAGCACCAUUCAAAUACCUAUGUCUUGAAUUCAACUGUCUUUAUGUAUGCAAAAUGUGGUGAACUAGGAACUGCUCAAGAAAUUUUUGAUCGAAUAUUAUUUAAGGAUGUCAGUUCGUGGAACACGAUAAUUAUGGCUUAUGCUAUUCAUGGAUUUGGGAGAAAAUCCAUUGAAUUAUUCUAUGAGAUGAGAGAUAGGGGCAUCAAACCCAAUGGAAGCACAUUUGUUUCCCUGCUAACAUCUUGUAGCAUAUCUGGUAUGGUCAAACAAGGAUGGGAAUUUUAUCACUCAAUGAAAAGAGACUACAUUAUUGAUCCGGGAAUAGAGCACUACGGCUGUAUCCUUGAUCUUCUUGGUCGAACUGGAAAUCUUGAACAAGCCAAGAAUUUUAUUGAAAGGAUGCCAUUGGAGCCCACAGCUAGGAUUUGGGGCUCUUUACUAACUGCAAGUAGAAACAACAAAAGCAUAGAGUUCGCUGAACUUGCUGCAGAACACAUUUUAUCCUUUGAACAUGACAAUACAGGGUGUUAUGUCUUGCUUUCUAAUUUGUAUGCUGAAGCUGGAAGGUGGGAAGAUGAAGAAAGGAUAAAAUCUCUAAUGAAGAAUAAAGGACUAAGGAAAACCAUUGGUUGCAGCUUAGUUGAAACCAAAGGUAAGCCUUACAGAUUCAUCAAUCAAGAUAGGUCACAGAUCGAAACUAACACGAUCUAUAAUGUCUUGGAUAUUUUCUCAAGUAAGAUGGGGGAUGCCAAAUAUGUUCAUAGUGUCACCAAGUUCAGGCCACAAGAUUUGCUGAAGAAAAGAGCAAACUCUCCAGAGAAUCACAGUGUAAGAUUGGCAAUCUGUUUUGGACUGAUCUCCAUGAAAAUUGGAAACCCUGUAAUAGUUAGGAAGAAUACAAGGAUGUGUAAAGAUUGCCAUAGUGCUGCAAAAAAGAUAUCAGAGAUCACCAACAGGGAGAUAAUAGUGGGGGAUUCUAAGGUCUUCCACCAUUUCAGAAAUGGGAAUUGCACAUGCAGUGAUUAUUGGUAAAACUGUGACAGUAGCUACUGUCAUGUAAACUUUGUGUACAAUGCACAUACAAAUAUACUGUUAAAAGUAGAAUGGCUGGCCAAAUUGUUCAAGCUUGUUCAACUGAAAGCUUAACGUAAAUAUGAAUUUUGUAUAUUUAUAGUUACACCCUACCACAAGUAAAACUGUUAAAUAUUUUUCCAAGUUCUUCUUUCCUAAUGAAACUUGGGAUUGGAUUCAAACUCAUAAUUGUGGGAACAUGUCAAGAAUCCCAGAGAGCCCACAGAUUC
Messenger RNA from Ziziphus jujuba (common jujube), 2903 nucleotides. RefSeq names its product pentatricopeptide repeat-containing protein At4g35130, chloroplastic. The record is from RefSeq and is a predicted model, not a curated record. Gene Ontology annotation, molecular function: zinc ion binding; RNA binding; protein binding. Bases 202 to 2634 code for a protein of 810 amino acids. The transcript has a single exon. Gene Ontology annotation, biological process: RNA modification. NCBI's taxonomy places the organism in Eukaryota, Viridiplantae, Streptophyta, Magnoliopsida, Rosales, Rhamnaceae.